AUGGAAAGAUUAUCAUCAACUCUAUUUUGGCCCCGACCUAUUGCAAGCAGUCUUUCAUUGCGAGGGGAUAAAUUAUCAAAUAACAAACUCCUUUAUUCAGGCAGAAGCACAGACUCGAAUAUUUCAAGUAAUAAAUCUCGCUUAAGUCUUCCUGUACUAAUAUCUACCGAAGAAAAGGAUAAUAUUACUAAAAUUAAACCGGUAUUUAAAAAUUUACUUGAAAAUGUAUCGAAUUUUGUUUCUCAUAAUGGCUCAACUCCAAGUAUUCGAAAUAAAAUGGAAGGUGUGCUAACUGAUGUCGAUAGAUACUUUACUGGAUUUUAUAAUCAAUUAAAUAAAUCUGGAGGAACUACAAUUUCAGUCGCAAAAUUGCAAUCUCAAGGAAACUUAACCCCAAUGAUAAAAAAUACAGCAAUGCCAUUUAUUAAAACAUGGUCUCAGUUUGUUAUUGUGUUAAAAGAGAUACAACAAACUGGUUUAGAUUUGAUUUCCAAUUCAAUAGAUGAUAAUUUCAACUUUAUUUUAAAUUCCCUUGACAAUGUUCUCAAAGGUGAAGGAUACAAUUCGGGAAUACAUGAUCCUGUUGUCAAAAAAAUCAAAAGAUUUCAACAAAUGAUCUGGACUUUUCAAGGUCAAAUUGGAAAGUUCAUUCUAAUGACGCAAACCCAAAAACUAAGCUCAGAAGAAAAAAUAUCUCAAGAUCUAAAGUCCUUUUCCCGCGAUCUGUCUGCUACGUUCUCAACUGAUUUUGCUAACUACGCAAGAAACUUUCCAGAAAACGAACGAGCCAGAAACAAUGCUUAUAAUUCUGUAGCAGAUAUUAUUUCAAUGUUGAGAGCAACAAUACUUUACGAUGAAGAUAUUAAGAAGAUCAACAACUCUCUUGAGCCCCUAAUUCCGACAUUUGAAAUAAUCGCAGAGAAUUUAAAUCUAAAAGAUAUAAUGCGGGGAGAAGAAAGAGAAAAUAAACGACAAAAGAAGAUGAAAAUGAAAAAAGAGAACAGUAACAAUCAGCAAAAUCGAAAUUUGGAUAUUGGAAAUGAAAAAUCUAGAGAUGAAAGCGAUAAUUAUUUCUCGAAAGAUAUAGAUGUUAAUGAUUUGAUUGAUCGUGGAUUCAUUGUGUUCAAACGUCCAAAUCUUACCUCUGAUCGAGUAAAGGAGUUCUUUGAUGCCCUUCGAUCUUCAGUUGGGAAAAUUCUUGAUGCAAAGGCUGAGUUGGAAAAGAUGAUAGCUGAUAAAGAUCAGCAACUACAAUUUUCUGAAUCAUUUAAAGAGAGGUUAAUGCAAGAAACUCAAAAAGUCGCCACACUUAGGGCUUCACUUUCAUCAUCGCAAGACAAACUAAAAUCAUUAGAAGAAGAACUUCGUUCAGAGCAAGAAAAAGGAAAUGUAGACGGUCUUAGAAAAUGUCUUAAGCAAGUACUAUGUUACUUCCGUUCAAAAAAAGAAGAAAAUUCUGACACUAGUGAAAAUGAAGGUAAAAUUGAUGCUUUGAACGAAAAAGAAUUUCUUCAAAAUUUAGAUAUGCCAAAUAGAUCUUCAGAUAACAAUUUAAUAGAUAAUGUAACAAAUUUGAUGAACGAUCCAAAAGUAACAACUUGCAAAAAAUGCCAAGAAUUCGAUAAUUUUUAUUUCAAACUGUCUCGGAUCCUUGGCUCUUCAACUGUCCUUGAAGAAGCCCAAGCGUUGGUAAAGCGUGCUAAUGCAUCAGCAAAGGCAGAGGGUAAGCUCCAACAAGAAAUUGUGGAACUUAGAAAAGAGAAGGCAGAUCUUGUUGGAUCAAUUGGUAAAAUUUUGGAUAUAUUUGGUGUCACAACACCAUCUGCAACUUUGAUAUCUGAAUUUGCUGUUCAGUCUGUUGGGGAACAAAUUAAUCUUCUAAAUUCAAAGCUUAAGAGGCAGGAAGAUUAUAGGCGUCGUGAAAGAGAAUUAAUAUCUAAGAGAAUAAGUGACAUGUUUGUGGUCAAGUUACAAGAUAACAUAUAUUCUCAACUCGAUGAUGUAAAGGCCAAGUUUGCUUUUCACGAAACUACAAUUGAUCAAUACAAAAAUACCCUGGAAGAAGCAGAAACCAGACUUGUGCUGUUUCUUGGCACUAAGAAAUCAGGAAGACCAAUUGUAGAAAGUAUAAAAAGCCUACUUACAGAACUCGAAACUAGGCAAAAUCCACUACAGGGAACUGUUGAUACUCUUAAAAGAGAAAUAAUGGAAUCUACUGAAGCAUUCGUUGAUUGCGAAAGAACAAUGGCAAGAAUAACACGAGAAAAGUUACACGAUAACUCUAAUAUGAGAUUAGAUCAAAGAAUUCAAAAGCUUGCUAAAAGCUUAAGAACCAUAGAGUAA
Messenger RNA from Trichomonas vaginalis G3, 2343 nucleotides. RefSeq names its product WD40 repeat-containing protein. The transcript has a single exon. The record is from RefSeq and is a predicted model, not a curated record. NCBI's taxonomy places the organism in Eukaryota, Parabasalia, Trichomonadida, Trichomonadidae. Bases 1 to 2343 code for a protein of 780 amino acids.